CAAUGUCUGGAAAUUAAAAUUGUCAACUUUUAAUACAACCCAGUAACGGGACAACAGCUGUCACUGCCAGCAGCCAGAGGUGGGAUGGCCCGCCGGCCGGGUGGGCAGUUAGCUGGUUGCAUUCUGCUAGUUGUAAACAAGAACGGGACGGGUAUGAACAAGAGUGAAAGUAAUAUAUGAUGGAGCCAAGUCAGUGGAGGAUGCAUGUGAAAACAUUUCAAGAUGCUGUGCAUGGUGCCAUAACGCUUCACCCUUUGUGUGUCAAAGUUAUUGACACGCCACAGUUCCAGAGGCUCAGUUUCUCCUGCAACUGGCCAUCCUCUGCAAAUCCACUAAAAUCCAAGACUCCUCUUCCUGUGGAUGUCCUACUGGCCACCAUGAUCAGCUGUCCGACGUUCAUCAAGGCUCUUGGUACAUGUUAUUUUGUAUUCCCUGCCGCAUCUCACAACCGCUUUGAGCAUUGUAUUGGGGUGUGUUAUUUGGCUAAUCAGCUGGUGUGUGCACUCCAGUCUCGGCAACCAGAGUUGGAUAUCUCAGAGGCUGACAUCCUGUGUGUACAACUGGCUGGCCUGUGCCAUGACUUAGGUCACGGUCCCUUUAGUCAUCUCUGGGAACAAUUUGUGCGCCAAGCAAGACCUGAAAAGCAGUGGGUGCAUGAAAAUGCCUCAACAAAGAUGUUUGACUACUUGCUGAAAGCUAACAAUCUUGUUGAAGAAUUUCAAAGAUAUGGUUUGAAAGAGCAAGACAUAAUCUUCAUCAAAGAAAUGAUCUACAGUGUAUCUGGUAAUGGUUCAGAAUGGUGCUAUAGAGGUCGUCCUAGGGAGAAAGCAUUUCUGUAUCAGAUUGUGGCCAAUAAGCAAACUGGGAUUGAUGUUGAUAAGUGGGACUACUUUUUACGUGACAGCCUUAACUUAGGCAUCAAGGUGACAUUCGACUACCAUCGCCUCAUCCAGUUUUCUAGAGUUAUACCAGUGGAGGAACAACCUCAGAUCUGCAUUAGGGACAAGGAAUGCAACAAUGUCUAUGAUAUGUUCCAUGCCCGACGGGUUUUACAUCGUACUGCCUAUAAACACCGCGUUGUUCAGAUCAUUGAUAACAUGCUCAUUGAUGCCUUACUCUAUGCUGACAAACACAUUCGUUACCUUGGAUCAAAUGGAGAAUUGUUAGUGGAGAAAUUCUGGUUUGAAAAGAUGGACAGUCAUUUCUCUCUCUCUCUCUCUCUCUCUCUCUCUCUCUCUCUCUCUCUCUCUCUCUCUCUCUCUCUCUCUCUCUCUCUCUCUCUCUCUCUCUCUCUCUCUCUCUCUCUCUCUCUCUCUCUCCCUCUCUCUCUCUCUCUCUCAUGGGUGUGUGUGCUCUUAUUCAAACUAUAUUGCACCAGCCUCAUACUUCUUGUGAAAAAACACCAUGUGAGUCAUAGGGUGAGGUAUCCUUUAGCAGAUGUGUGUGAUGACAUGAUGGCCUAUUGUAACUUGACUGAUGGGGUUCUCCAUCAAAUUUUGUUGGAUGAGGGAGAUCACCCAGAUCUACUGCAUGCCAAGAAAAUUCUCACCAGCAUCUUCAGACGCCAACUAUAUCUUUGUGUAGGCCAUACAAGACCCAGCAAUUUUGCCACUACCUUCAAGAAUAUCAAAGAAGCACUGGAAAGGAAUAUUCCAAAAGAUAGCACACUCACACCACAAGAUCUGGUAAUAACACAAGUGGAACUAAAUUACGGGAUGGAUGAUCAGAACCCUGUUGAGAUGGUCUAUUUUUAUAACAAAAACUCCCCAAUGAAGACCAGGAAAAUCAAGAAGGAAGAAAGUAUUCUGGUUCCUGAGAGAUUCCAGGAAAAAAUCUUUAGAGUUUUGUGUAGAAGCAACAAAGAAGAUAAAUUUAAACAUGCCCAAGUAACCCUGAUGGCUGCAUGCCAAGAACUUGGCAUGAAGGAGCCAUAUGUUGAGCUCUUCCCACCACUUUUCUCCUUGGAAAAUCAUAAAUAGAUGGAUGACUGAAGGUUUCAGAAACUCCUUUUCUCAACAGUAACAUAAAGCAGAAUCUACUUAGCAAGUGAAUUACUGUAUUUAUAAGUUUAUAUUUAAAUGAAACAGGCAUGAUUUUUUAAGGAUUCCACUCCAGUAAUCCCUUGUUAUAAUGGACUAAUACUUCCAAAUCAAGCCCAAUAUAAUGUUAAUGAAAUCUCUGGAGUGAAAAACAAAUUUUCAUGUGAUCUAUGUAUGUGUAUCAUUGGGUGAUGCGAUGAUGAUUUAAUUGUUGCACCUUCCUUCUGGUAUUCUGUUCAUCAAGUCACAGCUUAAUUCAGAAUACCCCAAAAAAACUGUUAUUGGUUGUAUCACUUGUACACAGCUUCUUCCAGAUAUCAUUACUCCCUAUUAUUUAUAUAUUUUAUUUUUUUAUUUAUUGUUUCUUGAAACCACACUGGGCUAAACCAAGUUCCCACUGGAGAUAGCUCAUAAGUGACAAUGUCAAAGAAAGUAAGAUAUUGUCCAUCUUCUCUGAUGAGUCUCUUAAUUUAUGUAUGUAUGUGUGUAUCUAUGUCUAUCAAGAGAGAGUUUAUGAUAUUUUAUAUUUAUUGUGAUAUGUAUUCCCUCCUAUUUAGAUUUUUAUUUAUCUACUUAAACAUGUAUAUAAUGUACUUGGCAACACUGCGUGUGACAUUCUGCAAGCUCACUGAUGCCACUACUUUGCUUUCAAUGUGGCCAUGCCAGCUCUUCACUCAAAUUGCCAACACUGCCUGAGUGACAUCCUGCAAGCUCACUGAUGCCACUAGUUUGCUUUCAAUGUGGCCAUGCCAGCUCUUCACUCAAGUGCACUUUUUCACUCAUCUUUACUGUGUCUUGAAUUCAAACCACCUGGGAUUCAUAGUGCAGUUACAUUGUCUACCUGGCAGUACUAAAACAACUUUUACUAAGCAAACCACAUCAAAUACAUGAGCUGCUCUUGUAUGAGUGAAGAUAUUUCAAUUAGUUUCUGUAUUAAUUAUUCAUGUUUGACUAACUUGAUUUCUUUUACUACAUUUUUUAUGUAUGCAGUGAAAGUAAAUCUCUAAAAGUUGUAUAGCAGGACUUCUAAAGGGCAUUUGGCAGUUCUUCAUAUACAGUUGCUGAAUGAACUAUAGGUAUAUGAUCUUUUAUCCGGAACUCUUGGUACCUGGCACUUAAUGAAUUCCAGAAUUUUCUGAAUUUUGGAACAUAUCUUGCUCUACACACAGUAUUUACAACUGCUGUACUUAUUUUCCCCUUAGCAAUUUGCAUAAGUAUACAUGGUACUUAUUAUUUGUACUUACUUCAUCAUUAGCUUUCUGUAUUGUAAUUUAGAGUUACCACAAACCUUGCCUGUAAUUUGAUCCUUACAUUGUCCUGCACAUGAAAACAUAUUGUUAUUCUCUAUCAAAUAUUGAGGAAGCAUAGCUUUUUCAACAGUAUCUAUACCAGCACUUAUUCCUAUGUACCACAAAUAAGGGAAUAUUAAACAACACACAUUUACUAAACAACUUAAACAGGACAUUAAAUAAGAACUACUAGUGGAUAAUCAUGACGCAUGUAGACAUCAGCCGAGCACUGCCCCUCACAUGUACACACAAGCAGCCUAACAUGUGACAAUCCUUCUUGAGUAUUAUCAUGACCAGGUGCUAAUGUAUCAAACAUUUUCAAAAUCUGAAGCUUAUUGCCCCAAUAUGCCAUGACUUUAUGUGGAAAAAUAUUCCAGAAACUGCCAACCUGUGAUUAUGAUUUUUUCCAAGCCAAUUUUCACCAGAAACAGCCCAGUUCAACAGAUAAACUGUGGAUCUGGCAACUCUGGCAGUGUGGUGCUAGGCAGCAGUGUGGGCUUUCAGAUUUUGUAUGAAAAGAUAUGAGAAAGUGAAAGAUUUCUAUGAGUAUCUUGUGUGUCACCUUGCAUCUUCCAGUAUCAUAUGGGAAGUAAAGAAUCAGAAAUAGUAUAUUUUUAGUUAUUCCUAUAAAUCUUACAUGGCUGUGCAUGUACAUAGUCAAAGAGAAAGUUAUUCUGCUUACAAACAGGAGUAAAGCAAGAAUAAUGAUGAUUUCAAGAAAGUCUUGAUGAAGACUUUCUUGAAAUGAAGGAUGCAUGGUGGCCCAUUAGAGUUGUUCAAGAUUCAUAGCAUAGGUUAACAUACAGUAAUUGCUGAAGAUUAUUUUACACUUGAACAAUCAGACAUUAUGAGGAGACGUUACAGUUUUAAGAUAAUCCAUGAUAGAUUUGUCAAUUAAGAAACACUUUUUAAUCUGGUCAUUAAUGUAAGUAAUUAUUUAUCCUCCAAUGUGAUCAGUAGUGUAACAUGAAGAGCUUUCAAAAAUAUAUUGAACAAGUACUUUGGCUGUAAUCCACAACUAAGAUCUCCAUUAUCAUAGCAAAAUCUAAUUACCUGAAUUAAUUAAUUAUAUUUGCCUAUUUAGUUAGUUUUAUUAUUCUAAUUUUUUGCUGCUAGCUGUGCCCAAAUAGCUGUUGCAGUAGUGAUAGUAUUGUUCCUUUAAAAAUUUUUCCCUUAACUGUUAGCUACAGCUGGAGCAAAUUGCAAAUGAGGAAGCAACUUCAUCCUAUCUAUCCUACAUUUCUUCCUUUAGAAUAAAGAGUAUCUCUUACUACAAACAGCCUUUUAAGGAUGAACAUGUCUGCUGUUUGUUCAUUCUUUGAAUUCAAGCCUUUGAGUGUGUGUGUGAGAAUGCAUCAGAUGCAUACACUACCCUCAUAUGAGUGAAGAUACUAUGUGGUGUUUCUGAGACAAGUAAAAAUAAGGAACAUAUUUGUGAAGGGGUUUUAGAUUGCAAUAAGUUAUGUGGAUUCUCUAAUAUGAAUGACACAUUCAUAUUAAAGUUUUGCUUUUUAUGCUCUCAUUCUUGAAUCUUCCACCAUCUGUCUGAGACUUUACUAUUACUCUUAUUAAAUACUUGUAUGCUGUUUAUCUCUUAAAUGAAUCCUCUGGCUAGGGUAAAACCCUCAGUUAGGAUACAUUAUUUAUAUUUAUUUAUUUAUUUAUUUAUUUAUUUAAUUUACUUUUUCCAAGUUACAAAAAAAAUUCUAAAUCUGAGACUAGUAGUUAUAGCAUGUAAAAACAAACACAACCUAUACUUAUGAACAUCUGAGUUACAAACACCUGGAGAUACAAGUGAGAGGCACUACAAGUCCAAAUUUUGUUCACUGCUCCACUGCAGAUUUAAAUUCUGUUUGCUACAUCCCUCCCACCUAGUAUUACUUUUAGCUGUUACAUAUGCCAAGCAGCAGCAUAUUGAAGGAGAUAGGCAUCAUGCUGUCUACACUCACCUUCCUAGCAUUGACAUUGCAGAUGGUAAAAGUAAAUAUAUACAUGCGAUAUAUUAUAUGAGUAUUUUUGUGUACAGCUCACAUACUUGAACAUACAGAUUAUUUAUGUGGGUACACCUAUGUUCACCACUAGCUUUGGCUGCCACUGUCUUUCAUUAACACAGUGAAUUUGACAUUAAAAGGUGACAUCUUUCUGGAUGCACUGAAAGAUGCCAAAGUUGUGCCAUUACUUAAAUCAGGCAAUAGAUCCGAUAUUAAUAAUUACAGGACUAUCUCAAUAAUUCAAGCAUUCAGCAAGGUUUUUGAAAAGGUAUUACUUUCUGUCUUGUCACAUUUUUUGAAAUUAAUAGUACUCACAGACUAUCAGCAUGGGAUCAGGGCAGGUGCAUUCCACAGAAGAGCUAUUUCACAUCUAAUGUAAAUCAAUAUCUAGAAAAGAAACAUGAUUUAAUAGGAAUAUUCUUAGACCUAUCUAAAGCAUUCAAUACACUGAGUCACAAAAUUCUGUUGAAUAAGCUUAGUCACUAUGGUGUUAGAUGAAUUCCAUUAAAACUAUUUGAAAAAUUAUUUAAUCAAUAGGUCACAAGCUGUAUACUGCAACUCCACACAUUCUUCUUUUAGGCCAAUCAACAAGGGUGUACCACAAGGGUCAAUAUUAGGACCAAUUCUUUUUCCCAUCUAUAUAAAUGACAUUGUUAAUGUAAGUUCUAAAUUUAAAUGCACUAUUUAUGCUGAUGAUACAAAUCUAUUAGUAGAUAAUGUGAACAUUGAUGAUCCUCACAUAAAUUUUACUACAGAAUUAGAAAAAAAAAAAUCAUUGGACUAAAUUUAAUAAUCUGAGUCUGAAUAUUACAAAAUCUAAUUACAUUUUUUUUUUUUUUUCCAAAUCAUUCAGUACAACAUAAUAUUCCCCUGUAACCACAGAAGCAAACACAUUAGACAAUAAAAUUCACAAAAUUUUGGGAUAGUUAUAUGGAUGAGAAUAUGAAUUGGAACCAGCAGAUCUCUUUGGUCACAAAGUAGCAAGGAUGUGUGGUAUUUUAUACAGAGUUCACAAUAAUCUCACCUGAAUCCCUCACUAGUACUUAUUACACACUUUGUUACCCCCAUCUCAUCUAUUGUGUAUCAGCCUGGGCCUGUAUCUGGCAGUCCUCCAUUAAAAAAAUAUCAACAGCUCAAAAUAAAAUUUCUAGAUGCCCAUUUUACAUUAAGACUUGUCAAUAGUGUUAAUUUAUCCAUUUUUAAAAAGUCUGUGAAAACAUAUUUAUAUAAUUGCCAAAAUAAUUAAUAUUAUAUACAUACCACUGUUAAAACUUAAGAACUAGUUAAUAAUAUUUUUGUUCAUGCAGGGUUUCUACAUUGCUUUGAAUAAGAGGACUGUUACUUUGUAUAUAUUUUCUAGUGUGGUUAUGUAGUGUGUGGUAUGAACUCUAUUUCACGAGUGUAAUGUUUUUUAUUACUGUCAUUGCUAUUGUUGUUGGUAUCAUUAUUAUUAUUAUUAUUAUUAUUAUUAUUAUUAUUAUUAUUAUUAUUAUUAUUAUUAUCAUUAAUUGUUCUUGUUUUACACAUUGAGUAAAUAUUCUCAGUUUGUGCCAGUGUAAACACUAAAUCAAAUAAUAUGUAAACAUGUCUGUCGGGAAGCUUCGGCUUGACAGGCUGUGCCAUUAUCGUUUGUCUGACUAUAUUACUAUUUAUCUCAUGAUAUUAUGCCUGUUAUUGUAGUUUUUUGGAGUGCCUUAUAUCAUUCUCAGAAAUUGUACUUACAUGCUCACACCCUGGCUGGUCAAACUAUUCCACCUCUGUCAACACCUAUCUUUUCUUCUUGCUGUAAGUUUGCCUAAAUUGUUUGUAUGACUAUAUUAUCAUUUAUCUGACUAUAUUAUGCCUGUUAUUGUAGUUUUAUGGAGUGCCUUCUAUCAUUCUCAGAAAUUGUACUUAUAAGCUCACACCCUGGCUGGUCAAACUAUUCCACAUCUUUCAACACCUAUCUUUCCUUCUUGCUGGAGGUUUGCCUAAAUUACCUAUCCAUCUUUCCUUCCUGGAAGUUUGCCUAUAUUCAUUCGGUUCCUAAGAAGUUUGACCUUUCCAGUCCUGCAAACUAGUAACAUAUAUCUUUAAUUUCCUCUCUUUUAAAAGCUUUUAAGUCCAUCUUCAACAGGAAAAUUCUUAAGCAUCUAUCUCUUCACAAACUAAAAUCUGAUGAUCAGCAUGACUUUUUAUGGCUGAUCCACUGCAUCAAUCUUUCCUUACUUAACCAUAGUUGUAAUUUCAUAGAGAUUUCAGUGCAAUUUCUACAGUUGCCUUAAGGUGUCUUCUUCAGUUCUUCACAAGCACUUUGAAAACAGGCAUUUUCCCAUGUAUUCCUUUCAUGCAGGUCUCCUGGGAGCCUUAGAACUUUACAAUUACCCUGGAGUGCAAACUUUCGAGGCUCCCAGGGAACCUUUUUUGAAAAAUAGAUGGGGCAGUGGGGUGGACCGAAAGACAGCCGGGUGGACCGAAAGACAGCCACUCAUGGGUAGCAAUGCAAACAUGGUAGGUGAAAACAAGCUGAUGUUUUCAGCAUAAUCUGGAGCACACAGAAUUAUCUGCAUACAAUUAACUCGUGGAUGAAAACCAUUAUUAAAACCACGUAUCAUGAAUUGUUUAAAAUUAAAUGAGUAGUAAAAUUAAAUUAGUAGUAACACUUGCAUACAAUGAGCAUGGAAGUCAGGGCAUUCUGGCGGAGCAGGUAAAAGUGUCUGAAUGGCCGUCUUGUCUUGGGCCACAACUCCUAACACAUCGUUGUGUUCUGGUACAAUGCCAUAAUGUAGUGUGAGAUCAUGACUGAUACAACCAAUUCAUGCUAAAAUACUCUACAGAGUGGCUUGCAUUUCCACAGAUGAUGAAGUAAAACAGGUCUGAAGACGCAGUAAACAGGAAAGAACGUUGCCUAGACAUGGUAGAUUCUGAGCAGCAGGGCAAAGGACCUAGCUCUUGCCUCUGUUAAUGAACUGUGACCUGGACAGCUGCUAGACAUGUUUCCUACAACUAGUUUCCCCUUGCCCCAUAAUUGCUAAUAAUAGAAAAUAUUUUGUCAUAUUAUACAGUCUGUCUAGACAGACUGGGAUGAUAAAUAAGGAUACCUAAGAGAUGGAACACACCCAAAAUACACAGCGUAAAAAUACCAGCAAAAAUACAUUUUGAUAUUUCAUUGCAAAACUGCCAUAUGUACAGUACCAUCCAGCAACUUUUUAGUAAUAUUUGGCCCAUUUUUUGCAUCAUUUUUAUCCAGAAUGUCUUAACCAGGCUACAUACAACAUAUUACUAAAUGCCACUUCUUUAGAUGUAACAACCAUUAAACAUGAGUAACUCAAGUGUCUGCCCGUCUCUCUGCCUCAACCAGAAAAAGCAAAGAAUCAAUCCUAUAUGAUUACUUUUAUUUAACUGACAAUAUCACAAGGCCUACAAGACCUAAAUGGCAUAAACUUCAAGCAGCAGGUGGUGAAGGCUGCUGCAAUCUCUGUGAGGGAAGCCUCACCAAUGAAUUGUAUGACACUUUUUCCCUGGGCAUCACACCAAGCAACUCUGUUGCUCUGUUCUUCAGUGGUUAAGUGGGCAGAGCUCUGAGGAGCCUCAAUUCAAGGCUCCUCAGAGAACUGAAGAUGCCAUCUUUACACACAUUAGAACCAUUUGAAAGAGUCAAGAAUAAAUCUUUACUUUCAAGGUAUCCCUCUUACAAUCCUAACCAUUCUUACACCUUUACUUUAUCCUUAUAUGCCCAUUCUAAUGCUGCAGUGGUAGAGGUGUUCUUAAAUUAUGGCCCCUAAACACAUUCUGUCUGCUGAGACUAAGUAAAAGUGAUUGUGUAUGACAGCAUCAAUAUGGGAGGAGUCUGCCAACUGUACUGUGGAGCUCAUGAUCUGUCAAUAACAGAUUUCUGACAUCAGGCUUACCUUCCAGUGAUUGAUGACUGGAAUAUGUAUGGAGGCAUGAGACAUCAAGCUUCAAUCUCUUAUCAAUUUACCAUGAGAUAACAUGAACUCUGUAUCAAAAUAACAUCAAUAUCAGCAGAUGAAGAAUUUUGGAUUCUGUUUAUUGGAUUAUACAAACACCCAUACCUAUGAAAAAUAAAUUCCAAAGAAAACAGGUGAUAAAGGAAAACAAAAUUCUCUAUACCAGUCUCCUGGUUUUUAGUUCCUUUAGUAAAGCAUGUGAUAGCUCAUUCCUAUUCAUGAGCCACUGUCUUGUCUACUUUCAUUUCUUAUUGGUUUCCCAAAUGUUUCUACAAUCUAAAUUGCAGCAGCAGCUCCUAAUACCAAUAUAUGUCAAAUCUUCAGAAGAAGAGGCCAUGUCUGCAGCAUACACUGCUGCCAAUAUAUGACAAAUCUUCAGAAGAGGCCAUGUCCGCAGCAUACAAAGUCUGAGCAAAACUGAAGUUGGUCAGAUGCAGCCAGCAGAAUUAUCUGUGGAUCUCUUUUUGGACUGGCCUGAAUGAGAACUGAGACGGAUUUGGCAAGAAUGUGUAUGGGGUCCUUUAUUAAUAGUGAUAUCCUACAGAGUUCGCUCCUAUCACCCACUCUCUCUCCAUUACUUAUUGAGUAUCUUGGUUAAGACUUAAAUUAUCCAUUUUUUAUGCUGAUGACUAUCCUGCACUUCUUAUUUUAUUUGCAAGAGAGCCAACUCAGCUGGAAUUAAUCUGUCCUGACAGAGAGAAGCAAGAUGACACUAAUUUCUUUUAUUUUUCUGUAAUUUCUAGAAGUGACUGCAUAAACUUUUGUUUGGUGCCUCAAAAAAUCUGUUCCUUCAUUAAUCUAAUCAACACAACUUUACAGACAAUUAUUCCCUCUUCUAAAGUAACAUUUAAUUAUCUUUCUCUCUUACACUGAAUGUACUUUGACCAUCUUUUACUGAAAAUCUUAACUUGUAGUUUCAUAUUUCAUCUGUUGGCUAAAGAGCUUUCAUGAUGUUUGGUGUUCUGUGUUGUCACUGUCAAUUCUUUCCUUCUAGGUGUUUACUGUAUACAGUAAACACAGUGAAGUAUGGCUCCAGUACAUGGGAAAGCUCCAGUAACAGCUAUAUUAAAUAUUAAUCAUUUUCACUUCUUACACUCUGCCACAGAGUUGCAUCUCUUACUAUAUUCUGUCAUUAUUUUACCAAUUAUUGCUCUUCUGAACUUGCAUACUGAAUAAAUCCCCCAUGCCACAGUUUUGUACAAAACCUUCUUCUACUUACUCUUACCCUUACUUUAUUCAUCAUAUUAGUGCAAAAUUUAACCAGCAUCAUUACUUAUUUAUUACUUUCACUGAUAAAAGUGGAAUUCUCUUCCUGUAGUUUUGAUCCCUUUCACAGAUAAAAUUUGGAACUUACUUUGCUUAUUUUGCCCUCUUAUUUUGAAGAGUAUAAAGAAGUGACCUUUUUUUUUUUUUUCACCCACAGUUUGUGUGUCCAUGGCCCUUCUUCACACAUUAAAACAAAUAUUAGUAAUGUCCUGAAGAUGAAGUAUAAUAUUGUUGAAAUACUAAAUAAAAUUGUGCAAUUUUCAG
Molecule: messenger RNA, 10799 nt
Organism: Scylla paramamosain (green mud crab)
Lineage: Eukaryota; Metazoa; Arthropoda; Malacostraca; Decapoda; Portunidae
Product: deoxynucleoside triphosphate triphosphohydrolase SAMHD1-like
Exons: 14
Coding region: 177-1979 (600 amino acids)
Biological process (GO): dGTP catabolic process
Cellular component (GO): nucleus
Molecular function (GO): dGTPase activity
Source: RefSeq, a predicted model, not a curated record